Molecule: messenger RNA, 234 nt
Organism: Prunus armeniaca (apricot)
Lineage: Eukaryota; Viridiplantae; Streptophyta; Magnoliopsida; Rosales; Rosaceae
Source: the annotation of a GenBank genome assembly
AUGACUGAUUACACCGGCCAAGGCGGCGGAGGAUGCACGACCGUCCCCAAGAGUGGUCGCAACAUUAAGGGCAAUGAAAUUACUGCACAAGGAGGUAAGGGUAUUGGGAUCAGUAACUUCGACAACUGUACACUCUACAAGAAUUUGAAUAACGAAGAUGAUGCAACAGCUGGCGGGAAGAAGGCCCCCCCUAAGCUCAGCCCCAGCCUCCAACAAGAAGUCACCAGACCAUAA